This is a messenger RNA of Ahaetulla prasina, 5979 nucleotides long. RefSeq names its product sodium voltage-gated channel alpha subunit 8 (gene SCN8A). NCBI's taxonomy places the organism in Eukaryota, Metazoa, Chordata, Lepidosauria, Squamata, Colubridae. The coding region runs from base 1 to 5979 and encodes 1992 amino acids. The transcript has 26 exons. Gene Ontology annotation, molecular function: voltage-gated sodium channel activity. The record is from RefSeq and is a predicted model, not a curated record. Gene Ontology annotation, cellular component: voltage-gated sodium channel complex; axon; plasma membrane. Gene Ontology annotation, biological process: sodium ion transmembrane transport; membrane depolarization during action potential; neuronal action potential.
AUGGCAGGGCGGUUGCUUGCACCACCAGGCCCUGACAGUUUUAGGCCUUUCACUCCGGAAUCUCUGGCUAACAUUGAGAAGCGCAUUGCAGAAGAGAAGAAGAAGAAGCGUCCUAAGCAAGACGGCAGUCACAGAGAUGACGAUGAAGAGAACAAACCAAAACCAAACAGUGACCUGGAGGCAGGGAAGAGUUUGCCUUUCAUCUACGGGGACAUCCCCAAAGGCCUGGUUGCUGUGCCACUGGAGGACUUUGACCCUUACUAUAUGACGCAGAAAACCUUUGUAGUACUAAACAGAGGCAAAACACUCUUCCGAUUUAGUGCCACGCCUGCCUUGUACAUUUUAAGUCCUUUUAAUCUGUUUAGGAGAAUAGCUAUUAAAAUUUUGAUACAUUCAGUAUUUAGCAUGAUCAUUAUGUGCACUAUUUUGACGAACUGUGUGUUCAUGACUUUUAGUAACCCACCAGAAUGGUCGAAACAGGUGGAGUACACAUUCACUGGUAUAUAUACAUUUGAAUCCCUUGUGAAAAUUAUUGCAAGAGGCUUCUGCAUAGAUGGUUUCACUUUUCUUCGUGAUGCAUGGAACUGGCUAGACUUCAGUGUCAUCAUGAUGGCGUAUAUAACAGAGUUUGUAAACCUAGGCAAUGUUUCAGCUCUGCGCACCUUCAGGGUACUGAGAGCUUUGAAAACUAUUUCUGUAAUUCCAGGCCUGAAGACUAUUGUGGGAGCCCUGAUCCAGUCUGUGAAGAAACUCUCUGAUGUGAUGAUUUUGACUGUGUUUUGCCUCAGUGUAUUUGCUUUAAUUGGGCUACAGCUAUUCAUGGGGAAUCUAAGGAACAAAUGUGUCAUCUGGCCCAUCGAUCUCAAUGAGACCUACCUAGAAAAUGGCACCAAGGGAUUUGAUUGGGAAGAAUACAGCAACAAUAUGUCAAAUUUUUACACAAUACCUGGGUUUCUUGAUCCAUUGUUAUGUGGUAAUAGUUCUGAUGCAGGCCAAUGCCCGGAAGGAUACAUGUGUAUGAAAGCAGGGAGGAAUCCAAACUAUGGCUAUACCAGUUUUGAUACUUUUAGUUGGGCCUUCCUGGCCUUAUUUCGCCUCAUGACUCAGGACUUUUGGGAAAACCUGUAUCAGUUAACAUUGCGAGCAGCAGGAAAAACCUACAUGAUCUUUUUUGUCCUCGUUAUUUUUGUUGGGUCAUUCUACUUGGUGAACUUGAUUUUGGCUGUAGUGGCUAUGGCCUAUGAAGAACAAAACCAGGCUACAUUGGAAGAGGCAGAGCAGAAGGAAGCCGAAUUCAAGGCCAUGUUGGAACAACUGAAAAAGCAACAGGAGGAAGCUCAGGCUGCAGCCAUGGCUACCUCAGCAGGGACCGUGUCUGAAGAUGCUGUAGAAGAAGAUGGUGGGGGAAGGAUGUCCCACACCUCUUCUGAGUUCUCCAAGCUCAGCUCUAAGAGUGCCAAAGAGAGACGAAACAGAAGGAAAAAACGGAAGGAAAAGGAGCUCUCGGAAGGAGAGGAGAAGGGAGAUCUUGAGAAAGUAUUUAAGUCAGAAUCAGAAGAUGGAAUGAGGAGGAAGGUCUUCCGCUUGCCAGACAACAGGCUUGGCCGGAAGCUCUCCAUUAUGAACCAGUCACUGCUUAGCAUUCCAGGAUCCCCAUAUCUCUCUCGACACAACAGCAAAAGCAGCAUUUUCAGCUUCAAGAGAGGGUUCCGGGAUCCUGGGUCAGAGAAUGAAUUUGCCGAUGAUGAGCACAGCACAGUGGAAGAGAGCGAGGGCAGGAGGGACUCACUCUUCAUCCCAAUCCGAGGCUACGACAGGAAAAGCAGCUACAGCGGUUACAGUGGUUAUAGCCAAGGAAGCCGGUCAUCACGCAUUUUUCCCAGCAUUCGUCGGAAUGUGAAGCGGAAUAGCACGGUGGACUGUAAUGGUGUGGUCUCCCUGAUCGGUGGCCCAACCUCCAACAUCCCCAGCGGGCGUCUUCUGCCUGAGGUGAAAAUAGAUAAGGCAGCUACUGAUGACAGUGUAAGGAAGUCAGUGACCACAGAAGUAGAGAUUAAGAAGAAAGCCACUGGGUCACUUCUGGUGUCAAUGGACCAACUGAAUGCUUCAUAUGGAAGAAAGGAUCGAACCAAUAGUAUAAUGACAGUCAUAACAAAUACCCUUGUAGAAGAACUGGAAGAAUCCCAAAGAAAAUGUCCCCCUUGCUGGUACAAAUUUGCUAACACCUUCCUCAUUUGGGAGUGCCACCCACACUGGGUGAAGUUAAAAGAAAUUGUCAACCUGAUUGUCAUGGAUCCUUUUGUGGAUUUAGCCAUUACUAUCUGUAUUGUUCUAAAUACUCUUUUCAUGGCAAUGGAACAUCAUCCCAUGACCCCAACAUUUGAGCAUGUCUUGGCUGUAGGAAAUCUGGUUUUUACUGGGAUUUUUACAGCUGAAAUGUUUCUGAAGCUGAUAGCAAUGGAUCCCUACUACUAUUUUCAAGAAGGGUGGAACAUUUUUGAUGGAUUUAUUGUCUCACUCAGUUUACUAGAACUGAUGCUAGCAGAUGUGGAGGGGCUUUCUGUGCUGCGAUCUUUCCGAUUGCUGAGAGUCUUCAAACUGGCAAAAUCCUGGCCAACUCUGAACAUGCUGAUAAAAAUCAUUGGUAAUUCAGUGGGUGCCUUGGGGAACCUGACCUUGGUGCUGGCCAUCAUUGUUUUCAUAUUUGCUGUAGUGGGGAUGCAGCUUUUUGGCAAGAACUACAAGGAAUGUGUCUGCAAAAUCAGCCCUGACUGUGAACUUCCACGAUGGCAUAUGCAUGACUUCUUCCACUCUUUCCUUAUCGUCUUCCGUGUACUAUGUGGAGAAUGGAUUGAAACUAUGUGGGACUGUAUGGAAGUGGCAGGACAAGCAAUGUGCCUUAUUGUCUUCAUGAUGGUGAUGGUCAUUGGAAAUCUGGUGGUGCUGAAUCUGUUCUUGGCCUUGUUGCUGAGCUCUUUUAGUGCAGACAACCUUGCAGCCAGUGAUGAUGAUGGUGAGAUGAACAACUUGCAGAUCUCUGUCAUCCGGAUCAAGAAGGGAAUCGCUUGGACAAAGAUUAAAGUGCAUGAAUUUGUGCAGACGCACUUCAAGCAGAGGGAGGCAGAUGAAGUUAAGCCACUGGAUGAGCUGUAUGACAAGAAGAUGAACUGCAUCGCUAACCAUACAGGAGCAGAUAUCAAUCGGGAGAUUGAUUAUCAGAAGAAUGGGAAUGGCACCACCAGUGGCAUUGGCAGCAGUGUAGAGAAGUACAUCAUUGAUGAAGACCACAUGUCAUUCAUCAACAACCCUCACCUCACUGUCCGUGUUCCCAUUGCUGUGGGUGAGUCUGACUUUGAGAACCUCAACACAGAAGAUUUCAGCAGUGACACUGACCCUGACGGCAGCAAAGAGAAGCUGGAUGAUACAAGCUCAUCAGAGGGGAGCACCAUAGAUAUAAAGCCAGAGGCAGAAGAGGUACCUGUGGAAGCACCAGAAGAGUACUUGGAUCCUGAUGCAUGCUUCACUGAAGGCUGUGUGCAGCGGUUCAAAUGCUGCCAAGUCAGCAUAGAAGAAGGAUUGGGAAAGUCUUGGUGGAACUUAAGAAAGACAUGUUUCCUCAUUGUGGAACAUAACUGGUUUGAAACCUUCAUUAUCUUCAUGAUCUUGCUCAGCAGUGGAGCUUUGGCCUUUGAGGAUAUUUAUAUAGAACAGAGAAAAACAAUACGUACCGUCCUGGAGUAUGCUGACAAAGUCUUCACCUACAUCUUUAUCCUUGAAAUGUUGUUGAAGUGGUGUGCCUAUGGAUUUGUGAAAUUCUUCACGAACGCCUGGUGUUGGUUGGAUUUCCUCAUUGUAGCAGUCUCUUUAGUCAGCCUUAUAGCUAAUGCCCUGGGCUACUCGGAACUAGGUGCCAUUAAAUCCCUUAGGACACUCAGAGCCUUGAGGCCUUUAAGAGCGUUGUCCCGAUUUGAGGGGAUGAGGGUGGUUGUGAAUGCCUUGGUGGGUGCUAUACCAUCCAUUAUGAAUGUGCUGUUGGUCUGCCUUAUUUUCUGGCUGAUUUUCAGCAUUAUGGGGGUUAAUCUUUUUGCUGGGAAGUAUCAUUACUGCUUUAAUGAGACGGCUGAGUAUCGAUUUGAAAUAGAAGAGGUGAACAACAAGACAGAGUGUGAGAAGCUGAUGGAUCCCAAUGGAACAGAGAUUCGGUGGAAGAAUGUGAAGAUUAAUUUUGACAAUGUCGGUGCAGGGUACCUGGCCCUUCUACAAAUUGCUACCUUCAAAGGCUGGAUGGAUAUAAUGUAUGCAGCAGUAGAUUCUAGAAAGCAAGAAGAGCAGCCCAAGUAUGAGGACAACAUCUACAUGUAUAUCUACUUUGUCAUCUUCAUCAUCUUUGGAUCUUUCUUCACCUUGAAUCUCUUCAUUGGUGUUAUUAUUGAUAACUUCAAUCAGCAAAAGAAAAAGUUUGGAGGUCAGGAUAUCUUUAUGACAGAAGAACAGAAGAAGUACUACAAUGCCAUGAAAAAAUUAGGCUCCAAAAAACCUCAAAAGCCAAUUCCCAGGCCUCUGAACAGAAUCCAAGGCGCUGUCUUCGACUUUGUCACCCAGCAAGCCUUCGAUAUAGUAAUAAUGCUACUCAUCUGUCUCAACAUGGUGACUAUGAUGGUUGAAACCGACACACAAAGCAAACAGAUGGAGGAAAUCCUCUACUGGAUAAAUUUGGUCUUUGUUAUCUUUUUCACUUGCGAAUGUGUGCUGAAAAUGUUUGCCUUACGUCACUAUUAUUUCACCAUUGGAUGGAAUAUUUUUGAUUUUGUGGUUGUGAUACUCUCUAUUGUAGGUAUGUUUUUGGCAGAAAUCAUAGAGAAAUAUUUUGUGUCACCAACUCUCUUCAGAGUCAUCCGCCUGGCCCGUAUUGGUCGAAUCCUGCGCCUGAUCAAGGGAGCUAAAGGGAUCCGCACCUUGCUUUUUGCCUUAAUGAUGUCUUUGCCUGCCUUGUUCAACAUUGGCCUCCUGCUCUUUUUAGUAAUGUUCAUCUUUUCCAUCUUUGGAAUGUCAAACUUCGCUUAUGUCAAGCAUGAGGCUGGCAUUGAUGACAUGUUCAACUUUGAGACUUUUGGCAACAGCAUGAUAUGCUUAUUCCAGAUCACUACCUCAGCUGGAUGGGAUGGGUUGCUCUUACCCAUCCUCAACCGUCCUCCAGACUGUGAUUUGGAAAAGGAACAUCCUGGGAGUGGCUUCAAAGGUGACUGUGGGAAUCCUUCCGUAGGGAUCUUUUUCUUUGUUAGCUAUAUCAUCAUCUCCUUUCUGAUUGUGGUAAAUAUGUACAUUGCCAUCAUUCUAGAGAACUUCAGUGUGGCUACAGAGGAAAGUGCUGAUCCACUGAGUGAAGAUGACUUUGAAACCUUCUAUGAGAUCUGGGAGAAGUUUGACCCCGAUGCUACCCAGUUCAUUGAAUACUGCAAGUUGGCAGACUUUGCAGAUGCUUUGGAGCACCCUCUCCGUGUUCCUAAGCCCAACACCAUUGAACUCAUUGCCAUGGAUUUGCCAAUGGUCAGUGGGGACAGAAUCCAUUGUCUGGACAUCCUCUUUGCCUUUACCAAACGUGUACUGGGUGACAGUGGUGAACUAGACAUCUUGAGGCAACAGAUGGAAGAGAGAUUUGUGGCUUCUAAUCCUUCCAAAGUGUCUUAUGAGCCCAUCACAACCACGUUACGGCGCAAACAGGAGGAGGUCUCCGCAGUGGUGAUCCAGAGGGCUUACAGGGUCCGUUUAGCAAGGAGGGGAUUUAUCUGCCGAAAAAACGUCUCCAACAGAAUAGAAAAUGGAGGGACAAAUAGGGAGAAAAAAGAAGGUACUCCAUCCACGGCUUCCCUCCCAUCUUACGACAGCGUAACUAAGCCUGAAAAAGAGAAACAGCGGGCCGAAGAAGGGAGACGCGACAGGGCAAAAAGGCAAAAAGACGCCAGGGAAUCCAAAUGCUGA